Bemisia tabaci is the source of this 2045-nucleotide messenger RNA. RefSeq lists its product as uncharacterized. Gene Ontology annotation, molecular function: acyltransferase activity, transferring groups other than amino-acyl groups. Lineage: Eukaryota; Metazoa; Arthropoda; Insecta; Hemiptera; Aleyrodidae. The record is from RefSeq and is a predicted model, not a curated record.
AUGUCACUGCCAAAAGAUCCUUUGCAAUUACUUUCAUGGGCAAAAAUAGAGGAGCUAUCUGAAAUAUUACUGCCCGAAAUACCUGAAGCACUCACGGUUUACGGAAUGACACAAAUUGCUCUGAGGUGGAGAAAUACAGAUGCUUCCAAGCAAAUUAGGAUAUACACAACGAGUAACAAACUGGAAAGUGCUGGAAUUGUGUGCGUCCUUAAAGAUGCCCAAAACUACAAGAUAAGCAUCCACUGCAUAGAUAAAGACACAUCGGCACUGAGGCAUGCCUUGCUGACGACCGAAAGGAUAAAUUGGAGCUCGCCGGAAACUACUAUAUUCUUUACUGCGUUCCACGAAAAUCUAUUACCCAUUGUACAAGCAUGCCUCUCUCAUCACAACUAUAAAAUAAUUGAAUACGUCAAUAGUUUAUAUAAAUUUCCGGCCAAUUCACAAACAGCCAAACAUGUAUACAAAUGGGCAAUUCCUAAUCAGCUCACUUUGUGCACCUGCUCGUGUCCGCCAGAAGUUCGUUUGGCACCUUUGAAACUCGAAUCUUUAGAACUGAUCAAAUCGAACUGGUUCAAUCAUCCAGAUGCGGCUGAGUACAUUUCAACCCUCAUCGAGUACAACCCAAGUUUGGGUGUCUAUUCGCGAACAACUGGCGAACUCCGCGCCUGGGUCUUGCUCAGCGAGUUCUGCGCGCUGACCAUGCUUCAUACGGUGAAGAAACACCGGAGAAAAGGCUACGCAAGGCUCCUUGUCAAUACCAUGUGUAAGACUUUACUUUCUGAGGGUCUGGUCGUCGGAGCUGCAAUACUACAAGGCAACAUUCCGUCUCUGAAACUAUUCGAGUCUCUUGAGUUUCAGUCCAGUCAAGACUCUUACGCCUACACCCUUGCAGCGCCUCAACUACUCUGAAAUUUAAAGUUCUGGGGGUUAAAGUACCGAACAGAGCGGUAACUCCAGAAAUAUAGUUUUAAGAUAAUGAACCAAAGAUUUUGUGAAACAUUACACUGAACAAGUCCUCCCCUCCAGUCUUUGUAAAAUACUUGUUUAUAAUUAUUCAGAAGACUCCGAGAGUAGUUCAGAUGUUGGAGAGAGGGUGAGAAUCAACUAAACGUACGUUACCUUUGAUGAAAUUGACUUAUUUGGUGCAAGUUAGGCAAGACAGUAUGUCCUAUCUUAUGCGGGCUUGUAAGAUUGUGUUGUAACAAAUAAGCAAACAAGAGCUUGCUGAAAAUACGACAUUGAUAAACCCCCCGCCCCUGCAUUGACCCUCCCUUCCUACAGGUCUCCCUCUGACUUCGCUCGCAUUGAUUACUUAUACUGGAGCCUUCAUUUUUUUAGAUUUUCAGACCCUUAAACAACUUUAAGGAGACGGUCGCAAGGGAAUGAUCUAAAUCUUUCAUGCCUCCAAACCUCCGUGACAAAAAAAGAUAAAUUCGCAAGGGAUCAUAAAAAAUUGUCUGCUUUAAGAUUCUUGGAGAGAUAUACACUGAUGCGCUGCUCUGAACUGCAUAGUGAGAUUCAGCCUCUUCAAUCAAUAAAAAAUUAAUUAGGAUUUCGGAUAUUUCAAACCCUUCAAUUCUGCCUAUUUUUCAUCGAGAUGCAACCAUUAUGAGCACGACUGUCUCUUAUCAUCUAUAUUGUUUUGUUUUUAUCUUUGUUUUUUGUUUUUGGUAAGGAAAAGAAUUUGGAAAUUUUUUUUUGAGAUUUGGAUGAUCCAGUUUUCUUGGUCGCACACUGGACUAUAGGCGAGAACAAUAGUGGAACAUGGAACAAUAGUGAAUGCAUUAUCGCGACGUGCGUUCAUAUUUGACCUACAUCUUUUUAUUUGUCAAGUGGUGGUCGCAUGAUGAAGUCAGUAUUUAAAUGACCAUGAUCUUGACUCACAGUAAAAAAAUUAUAAUGUGUAACGUAUAAGUAAAAGCAAUGAGUAUCUAUAUAGCAAAGUUUUAAAUAUCUAGUGAUGUAUUAUUAUUUCAAUAGAAAAGUAUUCAAGAUAUCUCCUUGAUUGUCUUGUGAGUAUGUCAAAGUGCGCGAAAAAAUUUCUG